UGAUCCUGAUAGUUUAAUAAACCGUGCCAUUAGUAGUCACGUAACGAACAAAUCUCAUUCGUGCAAUAUUAAGAGCAUGUUGUUGUGUUUCAACAAAACCAGUCUACAGUUUUGUCGCAUCAAACACCCAACCAUACAAACCACUUGUCGUUGCUUCAUAGAUUCCCAAACCACAGUCGUGUCAAAUUCAACCUCACAAUGUUUCACAAAUUUCCCCAUAUCCUACAACAACCUAUUAUCACACUGUGUUGCUUCCAAGUCCCUCAAUUCAGGCAUGGAAAUUCAUGCCCACAUGAUCAAGUUUGGAUUUUCCCACCACCCAAGUCUCAGAAACCAUUUGGUAACAAUUUAUUCAAAAUCUCGUCGUUUCGGGUAUGCCCGCAAGCUGUUUGAUCAAAGUACUGAACCAAGUAUGGUUGUUUCUUGGUCUGCUUUGAUAUCUGGUUAUGUGCAAAAUGGUUUUGAUAAAGAGGCCCUGUUAGCAUUUAAUGAGAUGUGUAUGCUGGGUGUUAAGUGUAAUGAGUUUACUUUCCCAAGUGUUCUCAAAGCAUGCUCAAUAAAGAAGGAUUUGAAUAUGGGGAAGAAGGUUCACGCCAUGACUGUGGUCUCAGGGUUUGAGUCUGAUAGUUUUGUUGCUACCACUUUGGUUGUUAUGUAUGCUAAAUGUGGGAUGUUUGGUGAUUCUAGGAAAUUGUUUGGUAUGGUUGUGGAGCGGAGUGUUGUUUUGUGGAAUACCUUGGUUUCUUGUUAUGUGCAGAGUGAUUUCUUAGCUGAAGCUGUUGAUUUGUUUAAAGGAAUGGUUGAUGCUGAAGUAAGGCCUAAUGAGUUCAGCCUUUCAAUUAUAUUGAAUGCUUGUGCUGGAUUGCGGGAUGGAGGUCUCGGAAGGAUGGUUCAUGGCCUUUUAAUGAAGCUUGGUCACAGUUACGAUCAAUUUUCUACAAAUGCCUUGGUUGAUAUGUAUGCAAAAGCAGGGAGGAUUGAAGAUGCUGUUUCUGUUUUUCGAGAAAUUAUACACCCUGAUACUGUUUCUUGGAACGCAGUUAUUGCUGGUUGUGUUCUUCAUGAGUAUAGCGAUUUGGCUUUGAUACUGUUGAAUGAGAUGAGAAAUUCAGGAACUUGUCCCAAUGUGUUUACCUUAUCAAGUGCCUUAAAGGCCUGUGCUGCAAUGAGGUUGAAGGAGUUGGGUAGACAAUUACAUUCUUGUCUGGUAAAGAUUGAUAGUGAUUCAGAUUUGUUUGUGGCUGUAGGACUAAUUGAUUUGUAUUCCAAGUGUGAGAUGAUGGAUGAUGCAAGAAGAGCUUACGAUUUGAUGCCAAAGAAGGAUAUUAUUGCAUGUAAUGCUUUGAUCACCGGUUACUCGCAGUUUGGUGAUGACUUACAAGCAGUCUCACUUUUUUCUGAAAUGCACCAUGAAAUUAUAGAUUUCAACCAAACUACUUUGUCAACUGUUCUUAAAUCUGUGGCCAGUUUGCAGGAAAUUAAGAUAUGCAAGCAAAUUCAUACACUUUCCAUCAAAUCAGGAAUUUGUUCAGAUUUCUAUGUUAUAAACAGUCUUCUUGACACUUAUGGAAAAUGUAGUCAUAUAGAUGAAGCUUCAAAAAUAUUUGACGAGCGUACUUGGGAAGAUUUGGUGGCUUACACGUCCAUGAUAACUGCAUAUUCUCAAUAUGGGGAUGGAGAGGAGGCUCUAAAGCUAUAUUUGCAAAUGCAAGUUUCAGACAUUAAGCCGGAUUCAUUUGUCUGCAGUUCUCUUUUAAAUGCUUGUGCAAACUUGUCUGCAUAUGAGCAGGGGAAACAGUUACAUGUCCAUGCCAUUAAGUUUGGAUUUAUGUCUGAUAUUUUUGCCAGCAGUUCUCUAGUCAAUAUGUAUGCAAAAUGUGGAAGCAUAGAGGAUGCUCAUCGCGCCUUUUCUGAGAUACCGCAGAGAGGAAUAGUCUUAUGGUCUGCAAUGAUUGGAGGGUUGGCUCAACAUGGUCAUGGUAAAGAGGCUCUUAAGUUGUUCAAUCAAAUGCUUAAAGACGGUGUGACCCCAAACCAUAUUACAUUAGUUAGUGUUCUAUGUGCCUGUAAUCACGCCGGUUUGGUAAGUGAAGGGAAACAAUAUUUUGAAACAAUGGAGGAAAAGUUUGGAAUCAAACCUACACAAGAGCAUUAUGCUUGCAUGAUUGAUCUCCUUGGAAGAUCAGGAAAACUUAAUGAAGCAGUGGAGCUUGUAAAUUCCAUUCCAUUUGAAGGUGAUGGUUCAGUUUGGGGAGCACUUCUUGGAGCUGCAAGAAUCCAUAAAAAUGUCGAACUCGGUGAGAAAGCUGCAGAGAUGCUUUUCACUCUUGAACCAGACAAAUCUGGUACUCAUGUUCUCCUUGCAAACAUCUAUGCAUCAGUAGGGAUGUGGGAAAAUGUUGCUAAGGUUAGAAAGGUUAUGAAAGAGAGCAUGGUGAAGAAGGAACCUGGAAUGAGUUGGAUUGAGGUCAAAGACAAGAUACACACUUUCAUUGUUGGAGAUAGAAGUCAUUCUAGAAGUGAUGAAAUAUAUGCUAAAUUGGAGGAGUUAAGUGACCUUUUAAGUAAAGCUGGAUAUAGUCCCAUCACAGAGAUUGAUAUACAUAAUGUGAAUCAAAGUGAAAAGGAAAAGCUCUUAUAUCAUCAUAGUGAGAAACUUGCUGUAGCUUUUGGAUUAGUUGCUACACCACAUGGAGCCCCAAUAAGAGUAAAGAAGAAUUUGAGAGUUUGUGUUGACUGCCACACUUUUCUUAAAUUCGUAUCUAAAAUUGUUUCAAGGCAAAUCAUUGUUAGAGAUAUUAAUAGAUUUCAUCAUUUUAAAGAUGGAUCAUGUUCCUGUGGUGAUUAUUGGUAAUAUCAUCAUUUGACAGCUCAUUCUUUUAA
Molecule: messenger RNA, 2883 nt
Organism: Cicer arietinum (chickpea)
Lineage: Eukaryota; Viridiplantae; Streptophyta; Magnoliopsida; Fabales; Fabaceae
Product: pentatricopeptide repeat-containing protein At5g04780, mitochondrial-like
Biological process (GO): RNA modification
Molecular function (GO): RNA binding; protein binding; zinc ion binding
Source: RefSeq, a predicted model, not a curated record